Rhopilema esculentum is the source of this 3229-nucleotide messenger RNA. Lineage: Eukaryota; Metazoa; Cnidaria; Scyphozoa; Rhizostomeae; Rhizostomatidae. The record is from RefSeq and is a predicted model, not a curated record.
UUUCAACAACAUUUCUAUACAAAGCCUGAUUUGAUCGUGCGUGACAGGUAUUGCUUCAUCUGGGUUGAGGCGGAUUCACGUUUUUCUGCCAUACCUGACUUUAUUAGAAAUUGGAGAGUUCAAAAUCGGUUCUAAAUCCAAUCUGAGAUCAGGUGAUAACAUGCAGUUGUUACACGUCAAAUUGCUAAUAGCAAUGGUGUUCAUCGCAAUUGUGACCUUUUUGAUGAAAUCAAUGGAAAUGCAGAUGAAAACUCAACCGAGCUUUAAAAGAAUCUUUCCAUCAAGAAACCCUUGGGAUGGCGUUCCUGAGUUUGUGCUAUACUUGAGAUUAACCUCUAGUCCGCGUUUUGAGCAAGAGUAUAAAAAUUAUUUGGUUCGCACUAUGAAGCUUUUCUUUCCACCCGAACGAGCAAAACUUUUAGUUGUAUUGGACAACGAAAAGAAAAAAGACCAUUUGCUAUGGGACAAAAUAAAAACAGAAUGGCCAUAUCCACAAAUAUGCUACAGAGAUCCAAGUUCCAUCAAUGCAUACCGCGGAUGGGGCAAGGCCAGAAUGUUUUGGGACAUGAUGUAUCCCGAUAAAUGUACCAAUGUAUCUUAUGUGGGGUAUGUCGAUACUGAUACAUUUUUUAGCACCUUAGUAACACCACAGUUGUUAUUUGACAAUGGAAAACCAAUUAUUAUUGCAAAAAUUGGCCAAGUUCCGUUCAAAUGUUGGGCUGAGACAACUGAACUGUUUUUCGGUAAAAAAGAAGUUAUGCAGUGCAUGUCAACUUUCCCUGUUAUGAUAAGAACGGAGCAUAUGUCAAAAAUGAGAGAAGUCCUUGGAAGAAAUCAUAGCAUGGAUUUUGAUUCAGUUUUUAAAAACACUCCAGGCACAAUGGCUUGUCUUUGUCAGUUUAGUAUAAUGUGCAAUUAUGUUUGGUACUAUCACAGAAAUGAGUACUCAUGGCGCUUGCAGAUGGUCCCAAAUGGUGACUGGAGAGGAGAAAAUUUGUUUGCCAGUCAAGUGUCGCCAGAUUAUUAUCGGACUAACGUACCCCCAGAGAUGACGAUACCAAUGCCGCGCUCAUCAAUUCACCUGAGGUACACAAUAACAAAUGGUCAGUCCUAUCUUUCAGACGUUCCUCCAAAGGAAUAUAUCGAAGAUUUUAUUAAAGAAGGACUUUGUUACUCAGCUGGAUUUGAUGUCUGUCCGGAAAGUUGCAAAAAAUGGAACCAGGCAAAGAUACAUUACCAUCUUUAUUCAUUUGAAUUAUAUCAAUGGUUUUGGGACAAAAGGUGCAAGGAAGAGCAAGACAAGCAUUACAGAAAAGUCAAAGAGCUUGUUCGCUACUAUGCUUCUUCAAAGAUGGAAGUUUUUGGACUUUCGUCUCUAGAUCAACUAUGUACCAUAUUAUGAAAAUAUUUAUUAUUUACCAUUUGACGGCGACAAAUUUUGCACUUCUUCUUCUUAUUCGCUGUUGAUAUUUCUUCAGCUUGCUAUAAAUCAAUCAUAGAUGAAAUGUUAGUAUGUUGAAGGUAUUCACAGACGGCUUGCUAUUGGGUUAUUCCGCUUGUUCCUGCUUUGUUACUGGGUUUUUUCGCUUGUUCCUAGGCUGUUCCGCUUGUUCCUUGUUUGGAUAUAAAUUUAUCAUCGCCUUUUUUCAACUAAUUGAUUUCAGGAAAACGAGUAUAAAUUUCAAAGAAAAGGGGAAUCAAAUUGGAAUCAAAUAUCAGAUAGAAGUGUCAAUUUUCUGGACCCUCAGACACCGGUGCUUACAUUUGAUAGUGUGAUAUACCACGCCGGGGGUGUUGUAUCAAAUAACAGGCAAUUUGCAGGGUAAAAUUUGAAUUUCUUUUAUAAGAACAAGUUUUGUUGUAAUAUUGACAAAACAAGAAAUUUUCAAGAGCACAAUUUUUCCUAUCAACAACAGGAUUUUGUGAAAUAUUGAAUAAACAAGCAAGUUUUCAAGUGCAAGCUUUUCUCUCAGCAACAAGUAAGGUUGCAAUAUUGAAUAAACCAGAAUGAACAGGCAAUUUUUAUUGCAAAGUUCCAACCAUCAGCAACAGGUUUUUGUGUGAUUUUGACAAAACAGGAAAUUUUCAAGAGUGAAAUUCCAUCAGCAAGGGAUUUUGGUGAAAUACUGAAUGAACAGGCAAGUUUCAGGGUACAAGUUCUUCCAUCAGCAACAAGUUAUAGUAUGAUCAGCAUCAUAAUAGUAGGAUUCUCCAUCGAUAAGGGUCGGUCUUUGGUUUUCAAUCACAAUUUUGGUUUACAAUUGCUCAGCCACACGCAUGUGAUCCCUGUAACAGUUCAUAAACAAUAUAUCUCUCGGAAAUAGCUUCAAUUGAUUUUUCUCACUCCCUUGCAGCAAUGUUUCACAGCUUACCAGGCAGCAGUGCCUCAACAAAGUAGAAACUGAAUUUAUUUUUUCCUGAUUAAGAAUUCCCAUAUAUUUCAUAAAUCUGAUUGGACGAAAUUCAAAAUUUCCUCAGAGUCUCCUACACUUAUUUUGCAUGUAUUCUACAGACCCCAAAGGCUGGAAUCUAACGUAUUGACCACCACCUUUGAAAGAGCCCUUUUUCCCAACUGAAUAAGCACCCAACCAAAACAUUUUUUUAAAAUUGUCCUCCCUUGAAGAAUCUCAAAUGAGGAUUAAGGCGAAUUUAGUAAUAGACUUUUAUUUCGUAUUUUUCUCAGAUGUAUCGAAGUUGUCACUCAUUCAGCGUAAUUUCGAAAAAUAUGGCUGUUCUUGCUAUUUUCAAGUCCUGUCCAACCUCAAAUAAGCAAAUAAAGUAGACUUGGUAGUAUUUUGUGCUGCUGCUGCUAAAUAAGCCUACUUUCAAAAAGUGUCAAACCUUGAAAGAUAUUUUAGCAAAUAGGCCAAAGUAAGCAUAUUCGAGAGCCUAGCGACUUGCUUUUUAUCCACAACUUUCCAGCACUGUCCUUCUUUAUAUGGUUUAAAUACGAUAUUUAGCAGUUUAAAAAAAUAAUUUGCAAACAAAUAGUUUCUAUCUUCCCUUAGAGGAACAUUGCCAACUAACUUGGCGUAAUUUUUUGUAAUAUUUGCCAGUAAGCAUUAUCUGAAAAAAUCUGCAAAGCAUUUUCCUCCAAAAUGUACAAAACAAUUCUGCCAAAAUUUUUGCAAAAAAAUCUUUACAAGAUCUGUGGCAUAAAAGGUGACAAUCAAUCUGCGUUGCUAACUCUAAAAUUUCCCCAACGAUUGUUCUGAUGCCACAAAGGAUA